AAUCGAAUAGUCGGGAACAGAGCCGGGAAAAACUAUUACGUGUUUCAGUCCUUUCUGAGAAUAAUAUGGAAAAAAUAGUGAAAAAUGUUGAAUUUUAAAUUUUUGGUGGUGAUCCUGGCAAUUUUCAAUAGUUGCUUCGGUGCUCGGUCAAAACCUCAGUUCUCUGUCGGCGCAAUUUUCACCGAUCCUAAAGAUGAGCGGGAAAUUGCUUUUCGAUCAGCAAUCGAUCGGUUCAAUAUGCACGAACGUCUCUUCAUUCUCGAACCAAUCGUGAAAUACGCACCAGACGAUGAUAGCUUUAUCGUGGAAAAAAUCGUUUGUGACUUGGUUACGCAAGAUGUGAUCGCGAUUUUUGGCCCAAGCUCAAUAAAAGCAGCUGGCAUAGUUAGUUCGAUUUGUAAGGCUCUUGAAAUACCACAUUUUCUGUACGACUGGUUACCGGAUGAAAGUGUUGCAGAGAAAGAGGAGCGAACUAUGACUUUGAACUUGUUCCCGGAAGGACUACUUUUGGCUGGAGCUUAUGCGGAUAUCGUGGAAGGAAUGUCAUGGAAGACCUAUACUAUCUUGUUUGACUCAGAUCAUGAUAUAAUGCAAUUACAAGAUGUUCUACAGCUUCAUAGUCCUGGAAAUCUUCCGAUUGGCUUAAGACGGUUGGGUGAAGGCCCCGAUUAUCGGCCUCUGCUCAAAGACGUUAAGGCAAGCAACGAACAUGUUUUUAUCCUUCAUUGUUCCUCGGAGAAGAUUUUGGAUGUUAUGCGACAGGCGAAUGAGCUAAAAAUGCUGGGAGAGUAUGAGAGCUAUUUCAUCCCUUCACUUGACACCCAUACCAUCGAUUUGGAGGAUUUGAUAAACACACCAGCAAAUAUUACAACUGGAAGAUUAAUGGAUCCCACUAGUUUUGAGAUGAAGAAUAUCGUUCAUGACUGGGAAGAGAGUGAGAAGCGUCAGGACCGACACUACCGUGUUUCAUCGGAUCGAGUUAAGACUAGCAUGGUGUUGGUCAAUGACGCCGUAUGGACAUUGGCUAAAGGCUUGAAACAUUUAGAUUUGUUCGAAGAAAUCGAAUUGCCUCAAGUUCAGUGCAAGAAGGGCGUACCAUGGCCAUUCGGUAAACGAAUUGUGGAGCAAAUUAAAGCGAGAGUAGACGAGGGAGCAACAGGCCGUAUUGAGUUCAAUGAGUACGGACAGCGAACUUUCUUCACCAUUCGCAUUCUGGAGUACAACAGCCCCGAAUUCCAUGACAUAGCCGUCUGGGAUCCGGUUAAACGACUUGGCGAAAUUAUUGAUCCGGAUGAACAUUACUCCAAGAAGAUAGAGGAGAAGCUGCAUAACAAAACAUUCACGGUUGUCUCACGGAUCGGUGCACCAUUCCUUCUCAACAGGGAGCCGAAAGAGGGUGAGAUUUUGGAGGGCAAUGCUAGGUUCGAAGGGUACUCCUUAGACUUAAUCGAUGCCGUGGCUCAGCUUCUUGGAGCCAGUUAUAAAUUUGUUCUUACCCCGGACGGGAAAUAUGGAGCUUAUAAUAAAGUUACAAAACAAUGGGAUGGAUUGAUACGACAACUGCUUGACGGGAAAGCUGACUUGGCUAUUUGCGAUCUGACGAUAACAUCAGCUCGACGAAAAGCAGUCGAUUUCACAUCACCUUUUAUGUCUCUGGGGAUUAGUAUCCUGUUCCUGCGAGCAACACCUGCACCACCCGAUUUAUUCUCAUUUCUAUCCCCGUUCUCGUUUGAGGUGUGGGUGUACAUGGGAUCCGCUUUGCUAUUGAUUUCUUUGUUGCUUUUCGCAUUGGCAAGAAUGUGUCCCGACGACUGGGAGAAUCCACACCCUUGCGAUCCGAAUCCGGAAGAAGUUGAGAAUGUUUGGGAUUUGAAAAAUUCAAUGUGGCUCACUAUUGGAUCACUUAUGGGUCAAGGAUGCGACUUACUUCCAAAGGCAGCGUCGACGAGACUCCUAACGGGAAUGUGGUGGUUCUUCGCCCUCAUGAUGCUCAACUCCUAUACAGCCAACUUGGCAGCAUUCUUAACAAAAUCGAUGUCUGCCGACGAUAUUAAAAGUGCAGAGGAUUUAGCAUCGCAGAGUAAGAUAAAAUAUGGUGCGGUUACGGGUGGCAGUACGAUGUCAUUUUUCAAGGAAUCGAACUUCUCCCUAUACCAGCGAAUGUGGGCCGCCAUGGAAUCAGCUCGGCCGUCCGUUUUCACGAAAAAUAAUGAUGAGGCUGUGGACCGAAUUCUUAAGGGAAAACGACUGUAUGCCUUCCUAAUGGAAUCGACAAUCAUCGAAUAUAUCACAGAUAGGAAUUGCGAUCUAGUGAAAGUUGGGGGACUAUUGGACUAUAAGUCCUACGGAAUUGCAUUGCCAUUUAAUUCACCAUAUAGGAAAGCCGUUAAUGCUGCAAUCCUGAAGCUGGGAGAAUCGGGAAAAUUGAAUGAAUUGAAGAGAAAAUGGUGGAACGAGAAGUACGGCGGCGGAAAGUGCUCAUCGAUGCCAACUCAAGAAGUCGACUCGGCCGAACUGGGUGUGGACAAUGUCGGUGGCGUGUUCCUAGUUUUGGGUGCAGGAUUGUUCGUAGCAGUGCUGAUUGGAUUGCUUGAGUUUGUUUGGAACGUUAAGGACGUGGCGCUGGAGGAGAAGAUCUCCCUAAAAGAUGCCUUUCUCAUGGAAAUCACAUUUGCUGCAAAAUUCUGGAUAACGAGCAAACCGGUGCAUGGAAGUAGUGGUAGUGGCAGCGGGAGCGACUCGAAGUCAACAAAGUCCUCAAAAUCAUCUAAAUCAUCAAAAUCUUCAAAAUCAGAAAAGUCAUCAAAGACUGAAAAAUCAUCCAAGUCAGAUUUGAAUCAUAAAUCGACUUCCAAAUCGCGUGAUGGAUCUGAUUCGCGAAGUUCUUCGCCGAAUUUAAUGAAAAAUGUUUCAGAUACAUUCGGUGGUCUGAGAUUUUUAAAACGAGGUCGUGACCGUGAUGCAAGUAACAUGGAAAGUCCUUUGUAAAUUUGUUAUUUUCGUGGAAAGAA
Messenger RNA from Hermetia illucens (black soldier fly), 3011 nucleotides. RefSeq names its product glutamate receptor ionotropic, kainate 2 (gene clumsy). Lineage: Eukaryota; Metazoa; Arthropoda; Insecta; Diptera; Stratiomyidae. Bases 85 to 2988 code for a protein of 967 amino acids. Gene Ontology annotation, cellular component: plasma membrane; postsynaptic membrane. Gene Ontology annotation, molecular function: transmitter-gated monoatomic ion channel activity involved in regulation of postsynaptic membrane potential; glutamate-gated receptor activity. Gene Ontology annotation, biological process: synaptic transmission, glutamatergic; modulation of chemical synaptic transmission; monoatomic ion transport. The record is from RefSeq and is a predicted model, not a curated record. The transcript is spliced from 15 exons.